This is a messenger RNA of Gongylonema pulchrum, 408 nucleotides long. The record is from the annotation of a GenBank genome assembly. NCBI's taxonomy places the organism in Eukaryota, Metazoa, Nematoda, Chromadorea, Rhabditida, Gongylonematidae.
AUGUGGCUGGAUGCGAGUCGGCUGGUACCUGUUCUGGCCUCUGUUGCUGGCUGCGCUGGGCCGAGUUCGAGAAGAGUUCCCACUUUUGUUCUGUGGCGUUCAUACAUUUGCUCGGUGCUUGUGAGCCUGCUGUUGCUGUGCCGUAAGCACAUUUUUGGUGCACUGUUGCCGUUGCUUUUUCAGUUAUUUACUUUAACAACAAGCUUGGCAAUGGAUGAAAGCGACAGUGGUGAGCAUAAGGAACCUGGCGACUCCGCUGGUGCCGGCUGCAAUUCGAUGAUGCGUGACCCGAGCCAGUUCCUGAAACUUCGACCAAAGAAGUCCAUUUUGAAGGUAAUGUUGUUUCCUUUUCUGUUAUUCAAACGAAAAACCGCCUGGUUCUUUUAUGGCAUCUCUUUAUACAGCUGA